Talaromyces rugulosus is the source of this 558-nucleotide messenger RNA. RefSeq lists its product as uncharacterized. The coding region runs from base 1 to 558 and encodes 185 amino acids. The record is from RefSeq and is a predicted model, not a curated record. The transcript has 2 exons. NCBI's taxonomy places the organism in Eukaryota, Fungi, Ascomycota, Eurotiomycetes, Eurotiales, Trichocomaceae.
AUGAAGAGCAUUCCAUCAUCCAUGGCUUUGAUAGCCAGCUGCGCAACAGCUCUAUCAGUCCACGAGGAGCAAAACGCCUUCAACCUCAUCUUGAUUGCCUCUGACUCAAGUAUUAAUGGCUCUUCUCUCAUUGCGACUAACGCCUACGAAGUCGAUUCCAUGGGGCUCCUCAUGCCCGUUAAUGAAGAUCCAGACCCAGGGACCGGUCCAGCCGUGGCAUCAGUCUUCUAUACAGAUGCAGCAACAGGUACUCUCUGCACCAACUCCCUACUCACCGGAAUUCAGCGCUUUGCCUAUACCGCCUAUUCCAACUAUACUAGCAGUCUCCGUUUCGACACCAUGGAGAAUAAUGCCGGUCUCAAUGUCUCCUUUCCCCCAUUCACGCUCAAAAACGGCUGGCUCACUGCGCCUGGCAACCUGACCUGGGCAUGGUGCCCCGAUUCCGACGACGUCGGCGAUGCAUGGUAUUUACCGGGAACUGUCACAUUAGGCUCUGUUUUCCAUGGCUGUGAGGCCAUUGAUGGGCUGUUGUUGGCAGUUAAUCAGACGUCAUCUUAG